Grus americana (Whooping crane) is the source of this 1294-nucleotide messenger RNA. RefSeq names its product cytochrome c oxidase assembly protein COX20, mitochondrial. The transcript has 4 exons. Lineage: Eukaryota; Metazoa; Chordata; Aves; Gruiformes; Gruidae. The coding region runs from base 303 to 656 and encodes 117 amino acids. The record is from RefSeq and is a predicted model, not a curated record. Gene Ontology annotation, biological process: mitochondrial respiratory chain complex IV assembly. Gene Ontology annotation, cellular component: mitochondrion; mitochondrial inner membrane.
CAGCGCCGCGCUCUCUCCCCUCCCCCCUCCCUCGCGUGCGUGCGUGCGUGCGCGCGCCCUGCUCCGUGACCCAUUUCACUGAACAAAGGAUUUUGCUGGAAUCUCGGCGCUAGACCUAAAAUGGCGCCGGCGCGUUCGCCCGCCCCCGCCCCCCCGCGGGCACCAUAGAGAUGGGGCGGGACGGGUCGGGUAGAGUGGCUCCUCCGCCUGCCUUCUCUACGCGGCCGUAGUCCGGCCUCGCUGGUGCGCGGCGGGGGGAAGGUGGGGGGGGAAGCGCGGGCCGGGGAAGGCGCUGUCACAUCAUGGCGGGCGAGGGCGACUCUGAGCCGAGGAAGUCCUUUAAACUCCUAGGAUUUCUUGAUGUUAAAAGUGUCCCAUGUGCACGAGAAUCAGUGCUCUAUGGCUCCCUGGGAUCUUUAGUUGUGGGUCUUGGACAUUUUUUAGCAACUAGUAGAGUUAGAAGAUCUUGUGACUUUGCAGUUGGUGGCUUUAUUUGCACAAUGUUAGGAUACUGGUUUUACUGCAGGUACAAUUUGGCCCAACACAGGAUCCGGCAAAGAAUGCUUAAAGAAGGAAUGAGAAACAAAAUUUUAUUCGAAGGCAGUUCUCUUGAUCCAGAAAGAAAACAAACCAGCAGUGAAAGAAGCGAUUCAUAGUCUGCUAUAGAGGAAUCUGUGGUCUAAUACAGCUUUGGAGAAGGCGAUCCAAAACCGGCAGUUUUCCCUGUAAACGUGUGAGGUACCUAAAACUGAUAAAUCAUGCUGGUUUUCGUAGCAAAUCUGAGCAAGAAAUUCAUAACAAAUCUGUUAAGUCAGUAUACAAGCCUUUCUUUGUUCCCUGUCUGUAUGUAUGUAUGUGUGUGACUAUGUACACAGUUAGGAAUGACAUCCUAUUAAACAUCUGGGAACUGAUGUGUUCUGCUACAGGGUCUCAGAGGAUUAAUGACAGCAUUUUGGGACUGCUCUAACUGCCAUUAUAAACAGAAUGGUUCAGUUUAGUAAAGUUGUAAUUGCAUCUCAUUUAAAUACAGGAAAAUACUUUCAUCAGCUAUUCUCUGGGUAAAUGUAUCCUUCAGUGCUACUGUUAAUCAUGCUGUUUGUAAAACAGGAAUAUUUAAACAGUUGGUGAAGGCUUUGCUUGUGCAAGAUGGGUGAUACCAGUAGCCUUUGUAAGAUUUCGGCUGCAGAAUAACUUCAGAUAAUUUAUAUACACUGUGAAGAUGAAGGAUUUCCAUUUCUGUUCUGUGCAAAACUAAGAAUAAAAUCACACUUCAGGAGCAGUCUAAGCUAUGAAA